Molecule: messenger RNA, 2022 nt
Organism: Malus domestica (apple)
Lineage: Eukaryota; Viridiplantae; Streptophyta; Magnoliopsida; Rosales; Rosaceae
Cellular component (GO): small-subunit processome; nucleolus
Molecular function (GO): RNA binding
Source: RefSeq, a predicted model, not a curated record
UAUCUAUAAUUAUCGUAUUUCUAUUUGAGGUUCUGCCACCGUGAUCCAAGUGCUCAAACAACCAAGACCAUCAAAGCCCGUAAUAAAAUUCCCCCUUCCCAACAAACAAGAAAGGAGAAAGAAAAGAAAAUCCUCUUCCGAUAAGUGUUUACAUUUCUCUGUGACCAAACGAUCGACCGGUCUAGGGUUGGAGCAGAAAAGCUUCCCCGUCUGUUACAGGCUCAUCCAUGGAUGCUCACGGCGAGCGCCUCCAAACCCAGCUCAACGGCCUCAGCCAUGGGGUGGCUGGUUUGAGAACCAGUUUAAGCAACCUGAAAGAUCAUCUACUCGUCACCGCCACCGAAAAUCAAACAUUUCUAAAAAAAACCAUCACAAAUCUACUCACCGGGAUCGAAGAUUGCUUGAGCGGAUACGGUAAGCCUCCAAGCGAACGGGCCACGUAUACGGAGGAAUUCAUGGAAGAAACCAAUUUGGAAUGGUAUAAGACCUUGCCCAUCCUUCCGAAGUUUGCAAAAAGGCUAGACGGAUAUGACAAUCAAUUGAAAUCGUCUUUGGAGGGUCAAGGCAUAAACUGGAAAGUAGAUUAUCGUCAGGUCCCUCAUUCCAUGACAGUUUCAACAAACAGUGGGGACCCACAUAUUACUAACAAGGCUUGUCAAAUUCUUAAACUCUUGGCAUAUACUACCGUUGACCCAUCACUGAUAUUAGAGAUAGUUGAUGGAAGCAUGCAACAUGUUAACAUUGGAUUUCUUGAUCUGAACAAAAAAUUUAAAAUUGAGAAGAAGGUAAAAUUGAAAUGGGACGAACUUUCCAGGCGCUCCAUCAAGAAAAUGGGCAAGAUGACGCGGUGUAAACUUUUCCUUUACAAUUGCACGCUCACUGCUGUGGGUACAUCUGAUGGAUCGGAGAUGCUGAGGACAAUGGUGGAAGGCAUCUUUCUCCAUGGUGUUGAUCUUGCACAGACUGUGAAGAUUGAAUGUAAGGAAUCAAACGAUACUGUCGAGAAGAGUCUUGCAGAAAGUAGCAUGUGGGCCUCUUUCACUGUAUACUAUGGUGAAGACAGGGCAAAAAUGGUGCAAGAUGCUUGGCCUAUGGUGAAAUCGUUUUUACAGGAGAACGGCAUUUCAUGCGAAUUGAGUGCGCGUAACCGUUCCAUGAAAGUCUCAACAACCACAGAGAUCAAGGACCGAGAUCGUAUUGUCAGGGCCAGGCGUCUUCUUGAACUGCUAGGAAAAACUAACGUUCCACCUUCCCUUGCGAUAGAAAUUAUGAACGGUCGUAAGCAGCAUAUCUUGAUGAAGAUUGGGCAGCAAGAAGGUGGGCUAUGCUCAAGGUUUGGGAUCGAGAAGGUGGAGUACGAAGAUCGGCUCCGGAGAUUUCGUGCCUCUAUAGAGGAGAUCAUUGGCUUGACAGGCACCAAUCUUUAUCACUAUCAAGACACUGUUACUCUUGUUGGGGGCGCUGUCGGUCAAUCUGAAGACUUGGAGAUGGCGAGGAUUUUGGUGGAAGGCUAUAUAGUUCAUAAUGUUGAGAGUGAUUGCGUCACAAAGCUGAAGCUGAUGAAGUCUGAAAAAAGAAAAGAUAGAGAAGGAGAAGACGCUCUGGCAACUUGUCCAAGAAAGAAAAAAACAAAAACUGAAGAUGUGAGUGCUUCAUGGAGUGAAGAACAUGCACACGACGAGGGCAGCGUCUUGAUAUUUUUGUAAUAAAUUUAAGAAGAAUUGCACCGACAUGAACCAUUGAUAUUUUUCGAUUCUGAUUCGAGGGUGGAAUCGUAUCGUGCCUACGCCUAAAGUUCAUCUCAUGGAUUUUUUAUGAUUUAUUUCUGUGAAGAAUAUUCCCACGAGGAUGGCAUCUUGAAAGUCAUUAAUUGUGACUCGUGGUUGUUUAGGCAGUCUCCAAUCGAUGGCUCCACCGGCAGUCAAUGUUUAAAAUAUCGGUAUCGGUGGAAUAUAGAUAGGUAAAUUUGUGGAAAUAUCAAUAGAUAUAUCGAAUAUCGAUAUCGAUUGUCUUCGAUGGAAA